CGUCGCAGCUCGCAGAAAGAUCCGAGUUGGCUGAGAGAAACAGCCUUCCUUGGAACUAUUUUUCUUGCUUUGUGUCCUUCCCAAGCCAUAAUCAGAACAUUUGCACUCCAGUUUUGCUAUAGUUCGUCUGGGUGCUGUGUCGGGGCAGGAUGAGCCUUCUUGCCGCCCCCUUGCUUGCGCCGCCGCUGAAGCGGUCCGACAAAGUUGAUUUGAAGAGUCCCUUUCGAAAUUUUAUUUUUUCGACUUAUGGUCAAGACGCAGACAAUUACACCCAAGCCGUUGGUGAAUUGCAGACAGCACGAGAUUGGUGUUGCAGUGGAUCGCUGGACAAGCACGAGUCAUCCAUAGAUGCAGUUACUAAGUUCUAUGAUCAGCUGGUGGCAAUUGAGGCCAAGCUGCCUGUUGGGGAAGGCCAGAUCCCGCUCAAGUACACAUGGUAUGACUGCUUCAAUCGCAAGGAGGGCUUCUUUUCCAGCUCCUCAGUAAAGCAAGGCCUGAAUAGUGGCGCCUAUGAGCGUAUCUGUGUCCUCUUCAACCUGGCGUCCGUCCAUGCCAUCGUCGCCGGAGCUCAAAAUCUCGAGACUGAUGUUGGUCUCAAGCUGGCAGUCAAGUCGUUCCCUAUGGCAGCAGCGCUUUUCCAGCAUCUGCGUGAUCAGGUGUUUGCUCAGCUGCCUAAGGUACCUACGCCGGAUCUGAGUGGUGAUACCGCCAUCGCAUUGUCAGCGUUGAUGCUUGCCCAAGGACAGGAAUGCUUUUUCCACAAGGCUACAUCGGACAAUAUGAAGGCGGCCAUUGUGACAAAGGUUGCUGCUCAGGCAGCCGACUACUAUGGUGAUGCAAUGCGUGCUAUGGACAACUCUGCAAUCCGUUCGCAGUGGGACAAGUCGUGGCUACCCAUUAUCCUUGGAAAGCAGUCCUAUUUCCUGGCAAUGGCCGACUACUAUGAUUCUAUCGCGCUGAAGGAGGGCAAGAAAUUUGGCGAUCAGAUCGGCAGACUGCGUCACGCUGUCCAAAUGUUGCAACAUGCCAGCAAGCAAGGCGAAGGCCAGCUGAACGUUUCUAGAGCAAUGGAUCGCGUGCAGCGUGAUCUGGCGACUGCCGAGAAGGAGAACAACAUGAUCUACAACGCCAGUAUUCCGCAGUACGCUGCCAUGGCAACCCUAGGUCGUGUGGCCGUGGCCAAAGUACCGCCAAUGCCCGCUCACCCGCUGAGUGGAAGUGCAUUCAAGGAUGCAUUCGAAGGUCUUGUUCCACUUCAGGUACACCAAGCUGCUACAGAGUUUGAGAACAAGCGCAAGUCCUGCGUGCAACAGCUCUGUAUGCGUGCCAAGGAAGCCACCCAGAAUAUGAACAGUGAGCUAGCCAACAUGAACUUGCCCGCUGCACUGGAGGACACGACAGGCACUGAAGUACCCGCGUCCGUCCUGGAGAAAUCGCAGGGUAUGCAGGCAGCCGGUGGCUGGCAGCCGCUGUACGACAAGAUCAAAGCCUUGCCGGACAACCUGCAGCGGAAUGUGGACAUUCUGAACGAUAUGACCGGCUCCCUGGACACCGAAGAGCAAGAGGAUGAGAAGUUGAGAGCUCGCUUUGCUGGCAAGUGGAACCGAACCGAGUCGAAAAAGCUGACGGACAACUUCCGCCAGGAGAUCAAUAAGUUCAACACGUUCCUGUCCAGCGCCCGUUCUGCUGACGAACAGGUCAAAGCCAAGUUCGAGAGUCACCUCGGGUCCAUGCAGCUGCUAUGCUCCUCGCCUGCGGAUCUCAAGGCUCAGCUUCCCAGUGGUGGCCCAUCAGCCCAAGCUGGUAGCGAGUCGGUGCUCGCUCUUCAGAACAUGAUGGCACAGUGGACGCAGAUCCGAACGGACCGUGAGCGCCUGGAGGCCGACGUUGAACAGACAACAUGUGACGUCAAGUCUCGUUUCCUCUCCGCCAUGAUGUCUGACGGUGCCAUCAAUGAGGAGGCCACCUCACCGCAAAUUCUAGAGGAGCUGUUUGCAAGCAAGCGUAGUAACCUUGAUGAAAGCCUGCAACGGCAAGAGCAGCUUUUGUUCCAGAUUAAGGCUUCGAAUGAAUCGUUUGAACAUGAGAAAUCCAGCAGCAGUGCAGCCAAUGAGCGUGAGAAGAUGCUUAAGAGCCUUGCAGCAGCGUAUGACGUUUUCACAGAGUUGAACGCAAAUCUCACGGAAGGCACGAAGUUCUAUGCCGAUCUGACAACGCUGCUCUUGCAACUGCAGCAGAAAGUCAACGAUUUGGUCUACGCUCGCAACACGGAGAAGGAGGAUGCACUAAAAGAACUCCAGAGCAGUAUUGCUAGCUCUGAGAAUGCUCCAGCUCCAGCUCAGCCAUCUUAUCAGCAACCUGCUAAAGCAGUACCAGCAAGGCCGCCUCCACCAACAGCUGCACCGAGAACACAACGACCAGCCCCCACUCCACCGACGGCGGCGGCAGCAGCACCAGCCGUGACCUCUGGCUUCCCGCAAAGUGCACCAGCACCACAGCAGCAUCAGCAGCAAAGCCAGCCGCCACCAGUUGCCGCACCAGCAUCCUCUGCUCCUCCGCCGACCUAUGGUGGCACUGCGUACAACUACGGUGCUCCGCCGCCUCAGCAGCACCCAGGUGGUUAUGCUCCACCUGCGUAUGGUGGAUACCCAUCCUAUCCUACUGCUGGUGGCUACUACCCACCAGCGGGUGCACCGUAUGUUGCUCCGCCACCUGGUGCUGGUUAUCCAGGACAAGCACCAGCACCCUAUCAGCAACAAGGAGCUUACCCCACUCAACCAGGUUACCCUGUUCAGCCUGGCUAUCCGGCACAACAGCAGCAGCAGCCUCCAGCCAACCCUGGCUAUCCGACACAGCCACCGACCUAUGGGCACCCGCAACGCUAGUUCCGUGUCUACCGGUACAGUAGCCGGGUUUCCACCUAAUCUGACUGUGUGUGUGUGUGUGUGUGUGUGUGUGUGUGUGUGUGUGUGUGUGUGUGUGUGUGUGUGUGUGUGUGUGUGUGUGUGUGUGUGCGUGCGUACGUGUGGCUGUAUUGUUUGUGGUCCAUUGAUUUUUUCUGUAUGUGCAGAGGACAGUUUUUGAUUUUUUUUAACUCGGCCUUCGUUCAUGUCUGGUUGAUGUGCUUCUAGUUUCCUGUGCUGCUGCUGUUGCUGCUGCUUCAUUGCCUUUAGGUCUGCUAGAGUGUAGGGCUGCUGGACUUUCUAACAUUUGUUGCUUUCUCAAAGACUAGGAUUAAUAAAGAUUUCUUGUAUUUUUGCCAUCCCCCGACAUCCCCUGGUUUCGGCUGGAUUGGACUUGUAGCGUCAUAAUAUUUCACAUGAAAUGUCUGUACAUAGAUUUCCACAUCGUGGCUUACCACACAGUUGCAUAGUUCUUACAAUGUUAUUAUUUUUUUUUUUAUUCUCCCUCACAUUUUACAGAAAUACAUCAUACUUAUGGCUUUGAUAUUAUCACUAGGACCCCCUGCCUA
Messenger RNA from Sycon ciliatum, 3472 nucleotides. Its product is annotated as programmed cell death 6-interacting protein-like. The coding region runs from base 150 to 2885 and encodes 911 amino acids. Gene Ontology annotation, cellular component: endosome. NCBI's taxonomy places the organism in Eukaryota, Metazoa, Porifera, Calcarea, Leucosolenida, Sycettidae. Gene Ontology annotation, molecular function: protein binding. The record is from RefSeq and is a predicted model, not a curated record. The transcript has 18 exons. Gene Ontology annotation, biological process: mitotic cytokinesis; multivesicular body sorting pathway.